Molecule: messenger RNA, 2942 nt
Organism: Agrilus planipennis (emerald ash borer)
Lineage: Eukaryota; Metazoa; Arthropoda; Insecta; Coleoptera; Buprestidae
Gene: Ucp4A
Product: mitochondrial uncoupling protein 4
Exons: 4
Coding region: 57-818 (253 amino acids)
Biological process (GO): response to cold
Source: RefSeq, a predicted model, not a curated record
UAAAAGUCAGUGCGAUUGUUUCAGUAUACAAAUUGUUGUAGGCCCCUUAUCGGGGUAUGUUUGGAACUGCAAUUGGCAUUAUUAAAGAAGAAGGUUUAAUAAAAUUAUGGCAAGGCAUAUCAGCUGGUAUGUUAAGACAUAUGGUGUACUCUGGUACGCGAAUUGUUACUUACAAAACUCUAAGGGAUGAACUUUUCGUUAACAGACCAGGAGAAUAUUUUUCAAUUUGGAAAUCAGCAUUAUGUGGUACUACUGCGGGGGCCUUUGCCCAGUUUAUAGCUAGUCCUACUGAUCUUAUUAAAGUUCAGCUUCAAAUGGAAGGGAAGAGACGUUUAUUGGGACUUCCCCCGAGAGUUCAUGGGUUUUUCGAUGCUUUUACGAAAGUGGUGAAGGCUUCUGGAUAUCGAGGAUUAUGGAAAGGUUCCAUACCAAAUGUACAAAGAGCCGCUUUAGUCAAUUUAGGUGAUCUGACGACAUACGAUUCUGCUAAACGUUUCAUACUCCGCAACACUUCAUUGGAAGAUAAUCACUUGACCCAUGUCAUGUCAAGUAUUUGCGCUGGAUUUGUGGGUGCGUGCAUGGGAACCCCCGCGGACGUUGUCAAGACGCGUGUCAUGAAUCAGCAGUUAGAUAAAGAGGGCAGGGGUUUAUUAUACAAAUCAUCUUUCGAUUGCCUUCAAAAAACCAUAAGGAACGAGGGUUUUUUUGCUCUUUAUAAGGGAUUCUUUCCAAUAUGGAUUAGAAUGGCCCCAUGGUCUCUAACUUUUUGGCUGUCGUACGAAGAAGUUAUGAAUCUUAUUGGGGCUCAUCAAUUUUAACUACAAAUAUGUUUAUUAGAUUUUUUAUCUAUUAAAAUAUGGCGAAUUAAUUAUAGAAGGGUAUAAAUGCUUAACAAUGUUAGGAAAUUUUAAACUUUUUAGUAAUUAUCAGGUUAGUGUCUGAUAUUAUGGAAAAAAAAUCAACACUGCAAUAUUAGAAAAUAUCAUUUUUUUGAAAAUACGUUUUCCUUAUGCAUAUUUUUGCAUUAAAAAAGGUAAUUUUAUUUUUUAACGUUUUAAGAACGACCAUUUUGCAAGAGUAAUUGAAUAACAUUAUGAAAUGGCACAUUUAGGUAUACACAUGUGUACUUUUAAAAUGCAUUGUUAUCCAUUUAUAUCAUUUUAGUAACAGUAAGAUAAUUUAGAAAAUUUUAAUUGUACUUUUAUAUUUCAAAAAGUACGAAAUAGUCGAUGAAAAUAGAAAAUAUCAAAAUAUUUUUAGACACACGUAAUAAAGUUUAUAUUAGCCUUAGAAAGCUUCAAAAACUAGUGAAAAGGGCUAGUUAUUAACCUUAUGAUUCUGUGAGGGAAUGGGGCCUGAAAAAAGGCUAUUCUGAAUUAUGUGGCAUUGAUACUUGAGCAACGUGGUUUUUUAUUGUUAAAAAAAAAAUUUUUUUUUGUAUUCUUGCCGUCAAUUAUCAGCUUUAUCAAAGAUGGGAAUCAAUGUCUAUUACCUGCAUUAAUUAGUCGAAAAUACUAAAUAUGAUUUACAGUUUAACUCCUACAUAUGUACUGGAUUUCCAUGAAAAUUUGAUUUCAAAAAUGUUAUAGACCGCGUUGUUCUUGUGGGGGGGGGGAGUGUAAGUAUAAAACCAUGGGAGAUCAAGUGGAUCAAAAAGGUCAAAGCUAAAAAUAGAGUCUAUGGUUUAUGGAUAGACCCUAAGAGCAUUCUUUCUUUAGACAGGAUUUUUAAUUUCCUAUAGCUUAAAGACUGUAAGAAAAUGUUAAUAUUAUAUUUGAAGAGUUGCACAAAACUAAUUUUAGACAUCUUUACACAACCUAAGCAAGCAUCCGCAAACUUUUUUUGUAGACUAAAUAAUACUUAUGCUAAUUUGUAUAGUUGAUUUUUCGUUAUUAUUAUUUAUUCAUUUUUAAAGACAUUUUUUUAAAAUUUACCUCAGACUUGCUUUAAAUGUGUAAUUUUACUUUUACCGUAGUCUUAGACUUGCCAAAUUCUAUCUUAUUUAUUAAAUUUUAUCUCGAUACGCAAGUGCAUUUAAGAAAUUUUGAAGAAAAAUAUUGGAAUAAGAAUAAAAAAGGUAGAUAAUAAAGACAAUAUCAAACAAGUAAAUCGAUAUUUAUACGCAAUGGAACAAAAUUACAAUUACUUAGUUAAUGUUUUAAUUUGCUCCACUGAAUAUAAGUACCUGGAAUACGUGUAUGCAAUUAAGUACCGGCAUAUUGAAUAAAGUAAGUCAUUAAAAAAAAAAUGCAGUUUGGAAAAAGUCGUUAAAUGAUAAACUGCCUUACUAGUUAAUAAUAACGAUAAUUUUUUAUCAACAAUGACUGACUAAUGAAUUCUAUUACCCAAGACUAUAAAAUUGUGUUGGCCAAAAUAUAAUCUCAUUUCUCAACAUAUGAUAAUUUGUCAAUUUUUAUUGUCUGACUGAAUUAAAUAUUAUGUCUAAAUGACUGAUAGAUGUACAAAUUAUUUACCCUUCACUUAUAAUAAUCUUACCAAGAAUUAAAAUAAAAAUAGAAACAUAGAAAAUAGUAUAGUUGGUGUGUAGAUACAUGUGUGUAUGUGUGUGUGUUUGUGGAAUUGGAUAAAAAAGUUCAUAGGGCAGUAAGUAUGGGGAGUAUUAUAACCUGAACCUAAGCUACAAAUGUACUAAAGUAAUAAAUUGCAAAUGUUUCUUAAGUCAGUUUUAUUGCUUUCCUACAAAAAUGGCAGUUCUAUUAUUAGUGUUAUAUACAUACAUUAUGGUUGUCUUAUUUGGAAAAACAGAUAUUGAAUGUAGACUAGUUAAGUUCCAGGAUUUUUGUCUUUAUCUUUUAAUAAAAAAAAAACACAAAAAAAAUACAUAUGUGUGUGUGCGUAUCUACGGUUUUCAUUUCUUACCCUUAUUCUACGAAGUCAAAGAAUCAAAGUGAAAAUGGGGUAAAAUUUUUAUACUUAAAAAA